AUGCAAACAACAGGACUGAACAACUAUUAUAGAAACUCGUCCCUUCCCACAGAAGAGGCACACGAGGAGCAGGCAGACCAGUGCAGCAGAUUCUUCAAGGUUUUAAAGGUAGAGUACCCAAAGUUCUUCACUAUGGCAUUCCUUUACUACUGCAUUGUUCUUGCAUACUCCAUUCUUAGAGACACAAAAGAUGCAGUUGUAUUAGAUAGAAUGUUACCCGCUUCAAUUCAGUAUCUUAAAUCAUUCAUAGUCAUGGGAGUAACCAUGGGAUUCGCAGUUGUUUUCCAGCUUCUUUUGGCAAGAGGAAUCACUCUUGAGAGACUUAUGUUUGUUUUCAAUGCAGGAUUCGGAAUAUUCUUCUUUGUGUACGCUCUUAUUCUGCUUCCAAGCAUGAACUACAUUGAGCCAUACAAGUUCUGGAUACACGACAUCUUCGCAGAUAAGAAAAUGUUCAUCAACGGGCUUUCAUUCUUGCAGGGAUUCUUCCUUACCAUUAACUUCUGGACAGGAACUCUCAUCUACAUCUCUGCCGAGCUCUGGGGUAACAUUAUGGCUUCCCUCAUGUUCUUCGCAGUUGCAAACGAAAUCUGCCCUCUGAAGCAGGCUCUGCGGUUCUACCCUCUAUUCAUUAUUGCAGCCAAUCUCGGAUUAGUGACUUCCGGAGGAUCUAUGAUGCUGAACUACUAUGUUCUUACAUCAUUCCCCCAGCACAAGACAAAGAUUAUCAGUGGAUUUGUCACCUUUGUGUCAGCACUGUGCGCUGUAAAUGUCUUCACAUACAGACAUCUUGUUAAGAACAUUAUCCCAUACCCCAUCUACAUUAUGUCAGAGGGUGCACAGCAAAGAGCAAAGAGCAAGGAAAAGAUUGGUAUCAUCGACGGAUUCAAGAUUAUGCUUAAGACCCCUAUUGUCUUCCAUCUUUCCAUCACAGUGCUUGCCUAUGGGCUAUGCACCAACUUGACCGAGGCCGCAUUCAAGUCUGCACUGAGAAGCACCUCCAAGUCCCAGGGAACAGAUGUCAUGACAAGUGUCGUCUAUGUACAAGGAAAGCAGCAAAUAACAAUUGGUCUUAUGGUCAUUAUGAUUCUUCUGUCUCCAGUCAAGUCAUUAAUUCAAAAGAGAGGAUGGAACAGUCUAGGAGUGAUCACCCCAGCAGUCAGUUUGUUCAGUGCUCUUUUCUUCCUUACUCUUGUGUGGGCCAACUCCUCCGUGACAGUAACUGGAAAGGAAGCAGAAAACCUUCUGAACAGAAUCGGAAAGAAGCUCUUCACUUCUCUUGGAUGGGUUGAAAGACCAGUGCUUGAGUCUGAGGUAGGAUUCUACGCAGUCAACUGCAUAAAGAUUAUGAAGUACGCAGCAUUCGACAUUGGUAAGGAAGCCAUUGGUAUCAAGAUUCCAAAGGAGUACAAAGCCAGAUUCAAGGGAGUUUAUGACGGAGUUUGCGGUAAGCUUGGAAAGUCUCUCUCAUCAAACGUUCAAAUUGUCAUAUUAGGUCUUCUUAACUUAAACGACAUCAGAACCGCAGCAGCUCUGCUUGUUGUUUCCGUUCUGAUGGUAUGCACAAUGUGGAUGUUCUCCACAAUCUACCUAGGAAGAAAGUACGACGAGGCUGUGCGAGAGGAUAGAGAUCUAUACAUUGGCGAGGCGUCUAGCAGUAAACAGCUGAAAAAAGAGAGCAAGCUAGUUCAAUAA
Molecule: messenger RNA, 1692 nt
Organism: Nematocida ausubeli
Lineage: Eukaryota; Fungi; Microsporidia
Exons: 1
Coding region: 1-1692 (563 amino acids)
Biological process (GO): nucleotide transport
Cellular component (GO): membrane
Molecular function (GO): ATP:ADP antiporter activity
Source: RefSeq, a predicted model, not a curated record